CUUUCUUGAAAAGGUCUAGGACAAAACAGCCAUCAUGACUCACUCAAUGCUGCGACGGCAACUGAAAAACCUUGUUCAGAACUUCUCUGAGGCAGAGGUCAAGGUUCGAGAAGCGACUUCUAAUGACCCCUGGGGGCCAUCGAGCUCCCAGAUGUCUGACAUCUCAGAUCUAACCUACAAUGUGGUGGCCUGUAACGAGAUUUUGAGCAUGCUCUGGAAGCGUCUCAAUGAUGACAAGAAUUGGAGGCACAUGUACAAGUCUUUAACCCUUCUUGAAUAUCUGUUGAAAACGGGGUCUGAGCGCAUCCCUCAGCAGUGUCUGGAGAACAUUCACAUUUUCAAAGUCCUGACAGAAUAUCGCUUCACAGACAAGGAUGGAAAGGACCAGGGGGUGAAUGUGAGAGAAAAGGCUAAGAUAGUGUUGGUGCUGAUUGAGGAUGAAGAAAAGCGGAAAGAGGAGAGAGAUUUUGCUAUGAAGACAAAAGACAAGCUGACAAAGGCUCCCAGUGCAUCCUCCGCUACAGGACCAGAUAAAGAAAAAGCAGAGAUCCCGGCGUAUACAGGGCUGCCAUCACUGGACAACAUUCCAUCGGUGGCUGACCUGACCGCCGCUAUGGCCAAGAAGAAGGAGGAGCAGAAACGUCUGGAGGCCGAGAGGAAAGAGGCAGAGAGAUGGGCUAAGGAGGGUGACACAGAGCCAGAUCUUUGGGAAAAAGCAGUGACAGCAGCACCUCCAUCCGACUCGGACCCCUGGGGAGCCCCAUCUGAUGCAUCCAACGAAUCCGCCCCUGCUACCAACGACCCUUGGGGGCCACCGUCUGAUGAUUCAAAGGAAUCCAGACUAGCUACCAAUGAUCCUUGGGCUGAAUCUGUUGAUGGGACGAACGGAUCUGCACCUGCAUCCAGUGAUGCAUGGGGAGCAUCUGCUAGUGCCAAGAAAGAUUCUUCACCUGCUUCCAGUGAUCCCUGGGGAGGAUCUACGAAUGUAGAGAAAAGUUCUCCACCUGCUGCGAAUGACCCAUGGGGCGAAUCUGCUGGAUUUUCAGAGGAUAAAGCCCCGUCAACAAACGAUCCCUGGGGGGCCUCACCUGAAAUGGUGAAAAACUCUGAUGCAGCAGUGUCAGAUCCUUGGGGAACACCUGCGGUUAGAAUACAGAAUUCAGCACCUGCAACCUCUGACUCCUGGGGGGCGCCAUUAGAAGCAUCAUCAGUUACAUCUGAUCCAUUUGGUGAUGGUUUAAAAGUAGAUAAUGACCCUUGGGGCACAGCAGCAUCUUCACCCCCUGCUGCGUCUGACCCCUGGGGUGCCCCAUCAGCUCCAACUGAUGACCUUUUCGGUGAUGGAGGCAGACCAGAUCCUUGGGGUUGUUCUUCUGAGAAUGGUGACACUGCUGAUGAGCCUAAAAAGCCAGCGUCCUUCCUCGGAGAAGGUGCAUCAUUGGUGGACUUGGACUCUCUUAUGUCAGUCAAGCCCAAACCUAAACAGCCCCCUCUCAACUCCAUCCCCACCCAAAAAGCCCCGGGUUUUUUGUCAGAGGCAGGCAUGAGCAGGACUUUGGGCGGCAGCAUAUCCAAGGCAGGCGGUUCUACUGCACACCCAAAUUAUUUAGCUUUUAACUCCACGACUCACUGUUCAAAUGGCCUGUCCCUAAACACAGCCUUCGGGGUGCCUGUCGCCCAUAUGGCAUCUCCUACCCAGAAUACCAGCCAUUCAGCUUUGACUAUGUCCAACAUAUGCUUUUCCAUGGCUAGCCCUAGAGUGGCACAUCCCAGCACUGCAGGUACUCUUAUUGGUAAAUUGUGUCCUGUGUCCCUCACAGGAGCAGUUGCCCCACAAGCACCAGCUCAUCAGCAACUGGUUUGGGGCACUGGGGCUGCUGGGAAAGGAAAUAACAUUUUUUGAGUUCUCCAUCAAGCAUCCAUUCAUCCCUAGCCUUCUCUUUUCCCCACCCCCUUCAUCAAUCCUAGUUGAUGAUGUGUGUAUAAGUGUGUGCAAAUAUUUAUAUAUUAAUGAGCAACAGUAUACCGUAAGUAUAUAAAACAAUAUACUUUCUGUUUUGGGGAAAAAAGGCAUGCAUA
Molecule: messenger RNA, 2079 nt
Organism: Carassius carassius (crucian carp)
Lineage: Eukaryota; Metazoa; Chordata; Actinopteri; Cypriniformes; Cyprinidae
Gene: epn1b
Product: epsin 1b
Exons: 9
Coding region: 35-1903 (622 amino acids)
Biological process (GO): endocytosis
Cellular component (GO): clathrin vesicle coat; plasma membrane; endosome
Molecular function (GO): clathrin binding; phospholipid binding
Source: RefSeq, a predicted model, not a curated record